This is a messenger RNA of Drosophila ananassae, 822 nucleotides long. RefSeq lists its product as uncharacterized. Lineage: Eukaryota; Metazoa; Arthropoda; Insecta; Diptera; Drosophilidae. The transcript has 2 exons. The record is from RefSeq and is a predicted model, not a curated record. Bases 1 to 714 code for a protein of 237 amino acids.
AUGCAAAAAAAAAGGCUCAAAAUGGAAUCGUGCAACAUUAAGGACAUCUUGCCACAUUGUUUUCCAUACAAGACCACAAACAAAACGGAUUACAUGGAUCGCACAAAACGCUUUGUUCCUACGCGCCCCAUUCGGUUGGUUCAAGAGGAUCCAUCUCUGAUAAGUGGACACUAUGCGGAUAAUCUUAAAGUUGACGGGAUUGAAAAGAAAACAAAGACGUGGCCCACGGCCAUGGAUUGGCGCGAGGAAUACGCCCAAUUUCUCUUACGUGCCAAAUGGUGCAAUGAGGAGAUUUUCAAGUUGUUCUUUGUAAACCCUCCCGUGGAUUAUGAGAUCAUGACAGAUUAUCUAAGAGAUUUUCGAAAAUCGAUUUACAUGCAUGAUUAUUCGCCUGGACAAUACGAAGCUUUGGUAGAAAAGCGACGGAUUCCCAGAGGUUCAAUCGGCUUUCUGGACAAUGUCGACUAUCAGACAACAUACGGCCACUUCCACAAUCGGCUGCAGAAUUCGGAGCCGUUUCGCUGCCAUUUGUAUCCAAUGAAAUUUAAAAAAGACAUAUCCUUGAAAAAGUUUGCUGCUGAAAUGCGAAAACUCUUCACUAAGCUCAAUGCGACCACUUAUUUUGACGAAGUCUGUUUACCAGCCCUGCUGAAGGCCAAAAAUGGCAUUAUGCCGGCUGAAUUCAUCGAUCGAUAUGAGUUUCGUAAGUACUGAGUGAAAGUCUUCGCAUUCAUCAGUGCAUUUUCUGCGUGGAUAAAGUUGAUUAAUCAAUGAUGCGCUUGGCUCUUCACUCAUUAAAUAACUUAUGCAAACAUUAAAAUA